Triticum urartu is the source of this 2311-nucleotide messenger RNA. Its product is annotated as trimethyltridecatetraene synthase. The record is from RefSeq and is a predicted model, not a curated record. Gene Ontology annotation, molecular function: oxidoreductase activity, acting on paired donors, with incorporation or reduction of molecular oxygen; monooxygenase activity; iron ion binding. NCBI's taxonomy places the organism in Eukaryota, Viridiplantae, Streptophyta, Magnoliopsida, Poales, Poaceae.
AUACACACCCAAGUAGUGCUAGUGCCAAGGCCAAAACGUUUCAAUAAUGGAGCUUACAUUGACAUUGCCCAUGGCCAUGGCCUUGGUCACCAUCCUCAUCGUACUCGUCCUCAGCUCCGUCUUCUCACGGCGCCGCCAGAGUGAGGCCCUGAACCUCCCGCCGGGACCGCGGGGCUGGCCAGUGCUCGGCAGCCUCGGCGCCCUCGCGGGCGCGCUCCCGCCGCACCGCGCUCUGGCUGCGCUCGCGGCGCGCCACGGCCCGCUCAUGCACCUCCGUCUUGGUUCCUACCACGCCGUCGUCGCCUCCUCCGCCGAUGCCGCCCGGCUCGUCCUCAAGACACACGACCUCGCCUUCGCCGACCGUCCGUGCACCGCUGCCGGCGAGCACGCCGCGUACGGGUACCUUGGUAUCGUGCACACCCCGUAUGGCGCAUACUGGCGUAUGGCGCGCAGGCUCUGCGCCACCGAGCUCUUCUCCCCGCGCCGCGUCGACUCGUACGAGUAUAUUCGGAAGCAGGAGCUCCGGGCGCUCGUGUGUGGCCUGUUCGAAUGCCGCGGCCGUGCCGUUGCGGUCCGGCAGCACCUGGCGGACGCCACGCUGCGGAAUGUCCUGCGCAUGUCGAUCGGGGAGAAGUGGUCGGGCUGCUACGGCAGCCCUGAGGGUGAGGAGUUCCGGCGAACGCUUGAUGAAGCGUUCGCGGUGACCGGAGCGGUGAGCAACGUCGGCGAGUGGGUGCCAUGGCUCGGGUGGCUCGACGUGCAGGGCUGCGUCCGGAGGAUGAAGAGGUUGAGCAAGGUGUACGAUCGGUUCCUCGAGAGGAUUCUCGAUGAGCACGACGAGGAGCGGCGCCAGGUGGCGAUGGCUACCGGAACUGGCCACGGCGAGUCCGCUGCAGCGAGGGACUUGGUGGACGUGCUGCUGCAGCUCGCCGAGGAGGAAGGCGAGACGGCUGGGACGUCGUCAACAGAAGCAAGGCUCACGCGUGACGGCGUCAAGGCCUUUGUCCAGGACAUCAUCGCCGGUGGCACGGAGAGCUCUGCGGUGACCAUGGAGUGGACCAUGUCGGAGCUCUUGCGCCGGCCGGAUGCCGCAGCCGCCGCCACCGAGGAGCUCGACCGCGUGGUGGGCCGCAGCCGGUGGGUCGAAGAAAGCGACCUGGCCCGCCUCCCCUACAUCGACGCCGUGGUGAAGGAAACAAUGCGGCUGCACCCGGUGGGCCCGCUUCUAGUCCCGCACAUGGCUCGGGAGGACACACUGGUCACCGGCUACGACGUCCCCGCCGGCGCGCGCGUGCUGGUGAACGUGUGGGCCAUUGCGCGAGACCCGGCGUCGUGGCCCGACCGGCCCGACGAGUUCCGGCCGGAGCGCUUCGCCGGGAGCGCCGUGGACGUUCGUGGGCAGCACUUCGAGCUGCUGCCGUUCGGUGCCGGGCGGCGGAUAUGCCCGGCGUACGGGCUGGCGAUGAAGGUGAUAGGCGCCGGCCUGGCCAACCUGCUGCAAGGAUUCGCGUGGCGGCUGCCCGAGGGGGUCUCGCCGGAGGACCUGAGCAUGGAGGAGCAUGUCGGGCUGUCGACGCGCAGGAAGGUGCCACUCGUCGCCGUACCGGAGCCCAGGCUGCCGGCGCAUCUCUACACCGCCAUGACCUGAUCAGAACCGUGCAUGCAAAAUCAAUUUCCCGAACAGUUGGUUCAAUCGACUGAAUUAGCUCAACGCAGCUUGGUGGAGCUCUCUUCUCAGCCACACCAUCUUUCCUUGUCUCUCAUAGCAUCUUCAACAGCCGUCCAAUGCAUGGUGCUUAAAAAAAAGAGUUUACAGCGCGCAAGUACUUUUUUUAGGUGUUAGAAGAUGUUUGCUUCAACAAAGGCUGUAAAACAUGUAGCGCGUGCGAGUCCAGCGGUCCUAAUCAAACGGUCUCAUCUGCAGCAGCCUAGAAUUUGCAGCGCGCUCGACCGACACACUAAAUAUACUGCGCGCGAUGCCUUUUUAAUAUGCGCGUUGCAGUAAUUAUAGCGCGCAGGCUUUUUAUGCGGCUGUCGGAGAUUUUAAAUCAGGUCCGUGUAUGAUAAAAGCAGAUUUUAUACUGCGUGUCGCUUAUAUAGCGCUUGUGUUGAAGAACGCAAAGUAACUUUUACCGGCACCGGGAGCUACCGGUCACCCAAUGGGGUUCAGCCACAUGGUGUGUAUCCCAGUAUAGUUGCACGUAUUUGACAUCUUUUUCUAGCUUUUAAGUGUUGGCAUUUCUCUUUUGUGGGUUCCUCCGUUGGCAGAUAAAGAUAGCAUGCAUUGUCAUGUCCUUCUAUUUUUCUUUCA